AUGGCGAAAGCGAGUGCGCGGGGCCGCAGCCCUCAACCUCCGCUUGUCGCCGAGAAGCAGCCCUUUGGGGCGCCCGUCGCUGGAUCGAACAAGUCGAAAAAGGCCAAGAAGAACGCCUCGUACAAGUCGGACGGUGUCGAGGACAAUGACGUCUUCCUGCUGCCCGGGCCCGACUAUGUGGCGGCCCUGGGAGUGACCGUGCUGGCUACCAUUGUGCGCCUGUACAAGAUCUACAUGCCCACCAGCGUCGUCUUUGAUGAAGUCCACUUUGGCGGCUUCGCUUCCAAGUACAUCAAGGGCAGGUUCUUCAUGGACGUGCACCCUCCGUUGGCCAAGAUGCUCAUUGCUCUCACCGGCUGGCUCGCGGGUUUCGACGGCGACUUCGAUUUCAAGGAUAUUGGCAAAGACUACCUGGAGCCUGGCGUCCCCUAUGUCGCCAUGCGUCUCUUCCCCGCCAUCUGUGGCAUUCUCCUCGCCCCCAUCAUGUUCAUGACCUUGAAGGCUGUUGGCUGCCGGACGACGACUGCCGUACUUGGUGCUGGUUUCAUCAUUUUUGAAAACGGCCUUCUGACUCAGGCCCGCUUGAUUCUUCUGGAUUCCCCCCUGGUUUUCGCCACUGCCUUCACUGCCAUGUCCUUCUCUUGCUUCACUAACCAGCACGAACAAGGACCCGACAAGGCUUUCCAGCUCAGCUGGUGGUUCUGGCUUGCCAUGUCUGGUCUUGGCCUGGGCAUCACCGCAAGCAUCAAAUGGGUUGGCCUGUUCACCAUUGCCUGGGUCGGCUCUUUGACUCUUGUGCAGCUGUGGGUUCUCCUCGGCGACAGCAAGAAUGUCUCUGUUCGUCUUUGGUUCAAGCACUUCAUGGCCAGAGUCUUCUGCCUCAUCAUCAUCCCCGCCACCUUCUAUCUCGCCAUGUUUGCCAUUCACUUCCUCUGCUUGACCAACCCUGGUGAGGGUGACGGAUUCAUGAGCUCCGAGUUCCAGGCUACUCUUAACAGCAAGGGCAUGAGGGAUGUUCCCGCCGAUGUCAUCAUGGGAAGCCGAGUCACCAUCCGCCAUGUCAAUACUCAAGGUGGCUACCUUCACUCGCACCCUCUCAUGUACCCUACUGGAAGCUUGCAGCAACAGAUUACUCUGUAUCCCCACAAGGACGACAACAACGUUUGGGUCAUGGAGAACCAGACGCAGCCCCUUGGAAUUGACGGCCAGCCCAUCAACGGAACUGACGCAUGGGACAAGCUGUCAGAGCCACACUACAUCGUCGAUGGCACUGUCCUCCGCCUCUACCACCAGCCUACUUUCCGACGCCUUCACUCACACGAUGUGCGCCCCCCGGUCUCCGAAGCCGAAUGGCAAAACGAGGUGUCCGCCUACGGCUAUGAGGGCUUCGAGGGCGAUGCCAACGAUUACUUCCGUGUUGAGAUUGUUAAGAAGCAGUCCAAGGGAGCCCUGGCCAAGGAGCGCCUCCGAACAAUCGAGACCAAGUUCCGACUGAUUCACGUCAUGACUGGAUGCGCCCUCUUCUCCCACAAGGUCAAGCUGCCCGAAUGGGCCUCUGAGCAGCAGGAAGUCACUUGCGCCCGCGGUGGCAGCAUGCCCAACAGUGUUUGGUAUGUCGAGCACAACGAGCACCCCCUGCUUGGUGAUGACGUCGAAAAGGCCAACUACGCCAACCCUGGCUUCUUUGGCAAGUUCUGGGAGCUUCACAAAGUCAUGUGGAGGACAAAUGCCGGCUUGACUGAUUCUCAUGCCUGGGACUCCCGACCCGAAUCUUGGCCUAUUCUUCGCCGUGGUAUCAACUUCUGGGGCAAGCACCACAUGCAGGUCUAUCUCCUUGGCAACCCCAUCAUCUGGUGGUCUAGCACGGCCGUCGUUGUGAUCUGGGCCAUUUUCAAGGGCGUAGCCAUCCUCCGAUGGCAGCGUGGAUGCGAUGACUACGAGAGCAGCACUUACAAGCGUUUCGAUUACGAGAUUGGUACUUCAGUCCUCGGCUGGGCUCUGCACUACUUCCCAUUUUACCUGAUGGAGCGCCAGCUCUUUUUGCACCACUAUUUCCCCGCUCUGUACUUUGCCAUCAUUGCCCUCGCUCAAAUGUUUGACUUUGUAACGGCAAGAAUUCCGGCUGCCCUUGGUUACCGUGGAACCCUCAUCAACCGCGUUGCCACCGUUUCCUUCCUCGUCCUCACGGCUGCCGUCUUCACCCUCUUUGCCCCUCUGGCCUAUGGCUCACCUUGGACCAAGGCCGAGUGCGUUCGCGUCAAGCUCUUCGACAAGUGGGACUUUGACUGCAAUUCCUUCCUUGAUGACUACCAAAGCUAUACUCUGACCGAACUCCCCCCUUCAAGCGCUGCUCCUUCAGUGUCAGUUGCCGAUCCGGUUGUCGACCAGGCCCAAAAGCCUCUGGCAGAGCCUGUUAUUUCUCAGGCAGCCGUCGUCCAACAGGAUGUGAAGGUCCUCUCCCAAGAGGAAAAGAUCGAAUAUCGGGAUCAGGACGGAAAUUUGCUGAAUGAAGAGCAAGUCAAGGCUUUGGAAGGCAAAGUUGAGUUCGAAACCAAGUAUGCGACCAAGACGCGCGUCGUUGACGAGCACGGUAACGAGAUUGCCAUGCCCGAAGGCGGCUGGCCCAGUGAGAUCGCCGGAGCUGUCGCCCCACCUCAUCCUGAUGUCGAGGGUGUUGACAAGGAGACAGCCAAGGCCGAGACCGCCGAGGCCGUCGAGGCCCCCAAGGACGAGGACGCCGCUGCCAGCCGCGAUGGCGAGAAGGAAGCCGAACAACUAAAGGCUAAGCCCGCCAGCGAAGGACAAGAGGCCACUGUUAUGGAGGAGCUAUGA
Molecule: messenger RNA, 2832 nt
Organism: Trichoderma gamsii
Lineage: Eukaryota; Fungi; Ascomycota; Sordariomycetes; Hypocreales; Hypocreaceae
Product: dolichyl-phosphate-mannose-protein mannosyltransferase
Exons: 5
Coding region: 1-2832 (943 amino acids)
Biological process (GO): protein O-linked glycosylation via mannose
Cellular component (GO): endoplasmic reticulum; membrane
Molecular function (GO): dolichyl-phosphate-mannose-protein mannosyltransferase activity
Source: RefSeq, a predicted model, not a curated record